GUGGACUCAGCCCAGGGUGGAACGUGGUAAGUCGGACGCUGUGUGGAGCCAGGGAAGGCUUCAGCGGGGGAAGCCUGGGUUGAGCGGACUGUGGCUGCUUUAUAGGUAUCAGAGAAGGCCCCCUUCUGGUUCGAAGGACGCUGAUGGCUUUUGAGCAGACAGUCAAAAAGGAUUGGUAUAGCAUUCUAGGGGCAGACCCAUCUGCAGAUGUGUCAGACCUAAAACAAAAGUAUCAGAAACUCAUAUUACUGUAUCAUCCAGAUAAACAAAGUGCAGAUGUGCCAGCAGGAACCAUGGAGGAGUGUGUGCAGAAGUUCAUUGAAAUUGAUCAGGCAUGGAAAAUUUUAGGGAAUGAAGAAACCAAGAAAAAGUAUGACCUGCAGCGGCAUGAAGAUGAGCUAAGAAAUGUGGGGCCGGUAGACGCACAGGUGCACCUUGAAGAGAUGUCCUGGAACAAAGAUGAGGAGUCUUUCUCUCUGAGCUGUCGAUGUGGUGGGAAGUACACUGUCUACAAAGAUGAAGCACAAGAAGCAAACCUUAUUUCCUGUGAUACGUGCUCACUGAUUGUGGAACUCCUUCAUCAGAGCUGAGCUGAGUGUUCAUCCCUGGGAUGCUUUAACUACAAGGAGAAGGAUGCUUUUUGUUAUUAGCUGUAUAAUUUGUGAAGAUGAUGAAAUCUUCAAGCAAAGACCACCAGAUUAACAAAUAAAUUCAGUUGUUUAUAUAUCUAAAAUGUAAAUUAUAGGAUAUUACAAAAAAGGACUUGAAUAAUAUUUUUGCAUUCUUAGCUAACAACUUUUGUUUUCUCUUUGGUACAAACCAAUUAUUUCCCUUUUGAAAUAUAAGUAUCUUUUUCAAAAAUCA
Molecule: messenger RNA, 864 nt
Organism: Rattus rattus (black rat)
Lineage: Eukaryota; Metazoa; Chordata; Mammalia; Rodentia; Muridae
Gene: Dnajc24
Product: DnaJ heat shock protein family (Hsp40) member C24
Exons: 5
Coding region: 144-590 (148 amino acids)
Biological process (GO): positive regulation of ATP-dependent activity
Molecular function (GO): ATPase activator activity; ferrous iron binding
Source: RefSeq, a predicted model, not a curated record